Molecule: messenger RNA, 7025 nt
Organism: Trichomycterus rosablanca
Lineage: Eukaryota; Metazoa; Chordata; Actinopteri; Siluriformes; Trichomycteridae
Gene: arhgap32a
Product: Rho GTPase activating protein 32a
Exons: 22
Coding region: 116-5098 (1660 amino acids)
Biological process (GO): small GTPase-mediated signal transduction
Cellular component (GO): Golgi apparatus; fibrillar center; cell cortex
Molecular function (GO): phosphatidylinositol binding; GTPase activator activity; protein binding
Source: RefSeq, a predicted model, not a curated record
AGGACAGAGAUGGACGAGAGGCUAAACCGAAGCGUUGAGUGGUUAAUUCAGUGGAUUUAGAGAGACGCACUGCAAUAUGCGGCCACAGAUAGACAGGCAGCUGCUGAGGUGAAGCAUGAUCAUGGAGGCAGGCAGCGACUCCGCUGCAGCACCGUACAGAGCAGCUUCAGCACCUUCAGGAGACACGGCCGCUCCAGAUCCCCUUCAGAGCCCCCACUCACCGGAGGAGGAGGAGGAUGUGCAGGAGAGGAGGCCGAAAGCUGGAGAAAGAGCCGGGUGGGAGGAUGCCAUCGCUCUUAUGGCGAGGGAUGCCACCGUCCUCCCUGAACUGUCAGCUGACUCGUCUCUUCGCUCAUGCACCAGCACUGCUAGCAUGAAGGUCAAGAACGUGAAAAAACUGUCUCUCUCCAAAAGCCAUUUCCCUCGCCUGGCUGAGUGCGCACACUUCCACUAUGAGAAUGUCGACUUUGGCUCUGUGCAGCUCACGCUGACCGAGGAGCAGAACGAUCCAUUGCUUAGCAGCCUCAACUCAAAGGAGCUGGUGUAUUUUAUCCAGAUCUCUUGUCAGGGAAAGAAAUGGAUUGUAAGACGGUCGUAUGAAGACUUCCGCGUCCUCGACAAGCACCUCCAUCUCUGUAUAUAUGACAGAAGGUUUUCUCAUCUAACAGAGCUGCCCCGAUUUGAGAGCCUUAAAGACACUGCAGGGCCACUUUCCCAGAUGCUUACUGCCUACCUUUCCCGUCUUUCGACCAUCGCUGACAACAAGAUAAACUGCGGCCCUACGUUGACAUGGAUGGAGAUUGAUAAUAAGGGAAACCAUCUGCUGGUCCACGAUGAGUCCUUUAUAAAUGUGCCAGCGGUCGCCGCUGCUCAUGUCAUAAAGCGCUACAUAGCUCAGGCUGCUGACGAGCUCUCAUUUGAGGUUGGAGACAUUGUUUCUGUCAUUGAUAUGCCUCCCAAAGAAGACUCGGGCUGGUGGAGAGGGAAACAUGGUUUUCAGGUGGGAUUUUUCCCCAGUGAGUGUGUGGAAAUAAUCAGUGAGAAAGUUUCACCAAAUGUGACCAGUACAUUAGCAAAACCAGUGUCUGGUAAGCAUGGGAAGCUGAUCACAUUUCUUCGUACUUAUGUGAAGUCGAGGCCCACCAAACAAAAGCUUAAGCAAAGAGGGAUACUGAGGGAAAGGGUGUUCGGCUGUGAUCUCGGGGAACAUCUACUGAACUCAGGCUCUGAUGUCCCUCAGGUCAUUAAGAGCUGCACUGAAUUCAUUGAAAAGCAUGGGAUCGUGGAUGGAAUUUACCGCUUGUCUGGGAUCUCCUCCAACAUCCAGAAACUGCGGCAUGAGUUUGAUUCGGAGCACAUUCCAGACCUCACUAAGGACACCUAUAUCCAGGACAUCCACUCUGUAGGGUCCCUGUGCAAGCUGUACUUCCGAGAGCUUCCCAACCCUCUGCUCACCUACCAGCUCUAUGACAAAUUUUCAGAAGCAGUGUCAGCAGCCACCGAUGACGAAAGACUGGUGAAAAUCCAUGACGUCAUUCAGCAGUUGCCACCUCCACACUACAGAACUCUUGAGUUCCUUAUGAGGCACUUGGCACAUAUGGCAGCCUUCAGUUAUGUCACCAACAUGCAUUCCAAAAACCUGGCAAUCGUCUGGGCUCCCAAUCUCCUAAGGUCUAAGCAAAUCGAAUCCGCCUGCUUCAGUGGCACGUCUGCCUUCAUGGAGGUGCGCAUUCAGUCGGUUGUGGUGGAGUUCAUCCUUAAUCAUGUAGACGUACUCUUUAGCUCCAGACUCAGCACUCUGAUUCGUGAGAGCUCAGGCCACACCACUUUGUCCCGGCCCAAGUCUUUACUGGUGUGCUCACCGUCUACUAAGCUGCUGUCUCUGGAAGAGGCACAGGCCCGCACUCAGGCCCAGCUCUCCUCUCCUGUGUCUCCUGGAAGCAAGUACAUCGAGGUGGGAGAAGGACCGGCUGCCCUACAUGGCAAAUUUCACACCAUUAUUGACCUUCCCCUGGACAGAAAGAAGGCUCAAACCAAGGUAAAGAAAUCUCCUGUGGCAAGCUGGCGUUCAUUCUUCAGUAUGGCAAAAUCUACUACAUCCAAGCGUAAAAUGCGUCAGCACCCCAGUGAGCCUAGUGGAAUAAAAACCAUGGCUCUUCCAGGUGGUAGAGGAGAUAACGGAACUCUACGGUCAGCCAAAAGUGAAGAAUCUCUUUCCUCAAAUCUUGAAGGUGGAUCAGUGGUGUAUCAAUCACGCAGGCCUCGCUCCACCAGCGAUGCCCUUUCCACCUCUUUCAACGAAGACCUGUUGAAACCCAGAGUCCAUAAAGACUCACAGACAAGCUAUAAAGACAGCAGGAAAGCCCAGGCUGUAUCCAUCACGUGUGUACCUGCACUGAUAUCCAGCCCGCAGUCGGCUGAUGCAGAUUUUGGCAUAGCUCAGGGUCUGGACUGUGACCCAGCUUUGUUUCAGGGCAGUGCAUUAGCUAGUGAAGGAAGAAAAAGAAGCACUAACCAAAAGGACAGAGGCACUUCCAGGGAAUCGGGAUCUUCAAACGAGGUCACCGGUCCCACUGGAGCGUCUGAUUUCAUUCCAAAGACCAGAGAAAAUGCAAAUGAAAGGCAUUUAACUUCAGAUAAGUUGAUUACAGCGACUAAAGAGCCAGACUCCUCUGAGACGGCACCUGUGGGUCGCACCCAGAAACCUGAGGUAGAUUCAGAGACAAAAGAUCGGUCUGUUUCUUCCACUGAAGUAAAGCCAUCUGUGGUCAAGGCCAGUACGUCUGCACAGGGCGAAGAUCAGCACCAAAGGCCCUCUUCUCUACUUUCUGAAAGCCUGGAUAAAUCUACUGAUGAGCAGGCCAGAACAGUGAAGCAAACAGAAUCAGGUGCUGUGACAUUUGACUGCACACCAGGCCUCGUGAGGUCCGUGUCUCUCAUAACCUCCCAGCCGGCGGUAAAGAGCGCCGCCCGGAUGCUGGCUCUGGCUCUGGCUGAAUCAGCCCAACAAGCCACAUCGCAGAGAAAGAGAGGUAGUUCCGAACCCCCCACUCCUAUUUCUCCAGUUCAUCUUCAGGACCCGCUUUCUAUGUUGCUGUGGCCCUCACCGCUGUCCUUACAGCCUCAGAACUCGUCCACUAGUAAACAGGUAAAACCUUUGAGCACCAUCUCUACCGGAAGCUACACGGAUGCAGGCAGCCCACAGAGCACCCGUGCCUGCCACGGAAGUGAGAGUGGACUCAGCUGCUCCGAUGGUGGUGGCGGAUCUGCCGAAAGUCCUGAAACCGUUUUACCCUCCCAGGAUGCAUCUGCUGCAAAAGGACUAGAUACUAAGCAGGCUCCCGAGAGCCACAAAUCUGUUAAAGAAAAUGUGCGCCAUGUUGGAGUCGGUACUGAUAACGGAAGUCCAGACGAAAGCUCAGAGGUGGAGCUCAAUCAAUUCCAGUUAAACAGUUCUGCAUUGCAUGGCUCCUCUGAACGUCAGUCAGCCUUGGCUGCUCUGCUCAGCAAGCAAGCUGCCAACGAGUCUAACUUUCGUGUCAUACUAGCAGAAGCUUCCAUGCCAGCGUCAGUCCAUGACGUUCUCCCACAUGCUCCAGUUUCUCCACAGACUGCACAUUACCCAGGCAACCCCAGUGAUAACAUGCCGAGGACUUCGGGAUACAUUUUUCUUUCAAGUUCACUGGGACAGACGUGUCAUUAUCAGCCUGAUUACAUCCAACAGCAGCCCAAGAUUCCUUUUAGGGAUGUAUACAACACCCUGGCACCAAGGACCAUACACCAGUCUAUUAAACACAAAAGUCAACGAAGAGACGACUACUAUUCAAGUUGUUUUUAUAGACACGGUGGCCCGAGAUACCCCCCGAUGGAUGGUGCGUCCGUGUAUCCCACUAUCCGUAGGGUGCGCUCUAUGCAUGCACCACCAGAUGACUCGUUUUUCUUCUCCCCACAAUCAUCCAACCAACACAAUACUUUCCAGCGACCGGUUUCCUCAAAUAUUCACCACGUGCGACCGUACUUUGUGGAUGGCAAAGUUCAGUACAGGUUCAAGCCCUAUUCCGGAGCUCAACAUAACCCGGAUCAAUAUCCAACAAGCGGCCAUGGGUACAGCCACUCCUACAGCCUGCGCAGGAUGCCUUCUCAUCCUGGUAGGGUUAUAAGCGGGGGUGAGAGCCAUCACAACCCCUGCGUCAACCUGCCUUUUAGCAGAGAGGGUAGUUUUGUAAACCAAGGCAUCAAUCCUUUGCCAAGGAUGAAAACUGUUGCUCAGCAUGAGGUAAUGGAUGCUGGUGUACAAGAUCGACUUUUAAAUCAGUCUGUCAGACAGAGGACUGCUGCGAAAAAGAAGCCACAAGAUCCUAGUUUGCCCCUGCCCCAUUUUCAGAAAGCGAGCCAGAGGUGGCAGGAAACAGUGCACACCAGGAACAAAUCAGAUUCAGGCAAAGAUCUGCUCAUUUCCACCGAAGGUGCUGAUGGAAAAUACAGAGUUACAAUGGUGACACAUUACUCACCGGAGCACCCACUAUCCGACCCUGAGAGUUUAACUGCCACUGAGAUGGGCGUGAAGAGGAGUGGGUACAGCACCAAACUCAAGCAGAGUCGUUCCAUGCAGAACUACCCACAGCACAUGCUGGAGUCUCAACCACUGCCGCCUAACCUGACUCUGCAUAAAGAAUACAGCUGCCCCGACUUCAAACACACCGACACCCAGAUUCAAAGCCAGAACCAGCUGAUCAUGAGGAACUGUCCUAAAGAGGACUAUCAGCACGUUUGGGUCAAGGACAGUGAUCUACAAAGAUUAGAGAGGUCACACAGCAUGAAAACCCAUCAACAACCCAGACAUGUCAAAAUGACUGUGGAUCAUGAUCACAGAUUAUCAUAUCCCGCCCAGAUCAGACAGAGGACUCGUAGCAUGUUCGCACCAUCUCGCACCAAUUACAUGGAUUCUUAUGUGCCUGUGCAGCCCAAAGGUCCUGUCAUGUACCCAAACUAUGGCUGUAUGCCCCCUCAUAGAUCCAGACUGUACACCACAGAUAUAGGCACUGGAAGCUUUCUCCGUUCUAAACUUAGGUCUAAGACAGAAGUAUACGCUGAAUGACAGCCACUUGGUUGUGGGUUUUAAUUAUAUUGGGAAUUUUUUAUGUUGGGAGUGUAAGAAAAACUUUUAAGACUUAAAUGUGGUGUGAAAUUUCAAGGGUCAUUUAAUGUCACACUACAUAAAAUGACACUCACAGAGCUUUGAUUCAUUAAAUGAAGUGUAGGUGUAAAGAAAAAUAUCUGGUUGCUUUAUCAAUUAUCACACAUUUAAUAAUCAUAGAUUUUGAUAAAUGUGGCUCAUAUUUAAAAAGAUUUCAUUUUCAAUGACCGCUUUGUCCCUGUCAGGGUGUGUCCGGUUCCUUUGGAAUCACAGGGAGCAAAACAAUUACACACCCAGCACAGGACACCAAUCCAUCAUGUGACCUCAGCCAUCCCACCCCUUCACCCUUUAUUCCCAAUCUAGUUGUUUACAGUUCUCAGAUUGUAAUAGCACCGCAGUCUGCCCUGACCAAGGAGUGCUGACCUCAUGGACCACGGAUAACCUCAUGUUUUACACACUUUGGUUACAUUAAUUACAGAACAGGUAGUUACUGGUUACACAGGAUUCAUCAGUUCAGGUUUUACUAUCGAACACAGUCAUGGACAAUUCUGUAUCACUAAAUCACCUCACUUGCACGUCUUUGUACUGUGGGAGGAAACCGGAGCUCCCGGAGGAAAUCCACACAGAAAGGACCUGGACCGCUCCACCUGAGAAUAGAACACAGGACCUUUUUGCUGUGAGGCGAAAGUGCUGCUUAUACCCUGAUGCUUUCCAUAUAACUAAAAUAUAUCAGUGCUGCUUGCAACAUCUUUAAUUAAAAACAAUUAGCAUUUUCCUUCAAGCAUUUUCAGGGAGUUCAAGUUCCAAACCAAAAUUUGCUAGGCCAUGCAAAAAGGCCAUCUUCUUAUUGUUGCUGUCUUGUUUCUUGUAGUGUUGAUGGUUUUCGCCCAGUGUUUUCACGUGGUAAACAGGCCAGCCGCAACCCUGACCAGGAUGGAUCUGGUUGAUAAAACUGGUUGACAUUAAAUAUAAAAUGAUUUUAUACACCUAUUCGUUAGCAAUGGGUAUAGAGAGGCUUUAGCAUACAUGUGACUAAGACCAAAAUCACUUAAAUCCCCUACAUACAGGGUUUUUAUGCUGUAAUACUUUACCAGUUUGUCAUUUGUUUUUUUAUUGUGUGCAAAUUAUUUUGGCAAGCAGAUGGUCCAACUGUGACUCAAAACUGCAAACCAUCACAUCAAUCUGCAAACUUUUCAUUCCAGUUCAUUACGUUCACUCAGUGAGACACUGAUGUCUCAUUUAUGUCUAUUACAGUGUAAAAAAUGUCAAUUAAAAUAAAUUAUACACAAACACAAUUGAGACAGAAGUUGGUAAUGGCUUUAAAAUAUUAUGUUAAAAUAUUAAAUGUUUUUUUGCACUGAGCACUUUAUUAGGUACACUUAUUUAAUACGUUCAUUUAUUGAUUAUUUUAUAAGCUGCUCCUUAUUAAAUUGUAAAACCAAAGUGUAAAAACAUGACCUUAAAAUCCUAAUAAUGAAAUAAACAAACAGAUAGAUGUACCUAAUAAAGUGCCGUGAGUGAAUGUAGUCCAUGGAUAAGGAAGCACUUUAUCGUCCGGUCUCUGUUAUGUAAUAACUAGACAUUUAAAUAAUAAAGAAAAAAUUAUUUAAAAAUUUAUUAUUUCCCCAAUUUAGAAUUUUAUUAAAGAACUAAUAUUAAAAGAACUGAGCUAGGGAUUGACCCUGAAAAAAACAGGGUCAGGUGGCUGAAUUGACCAUUAAAUGGUUACAAAUAGAACUCUAUUGUACAUUUAUAUAUUCAUUUCGAUCAAAGGAGUUGUCUCAUUAUUCACAGUGCAGUUGUGCAUUAUUCAUGUUUGCUUAUGUUGUUGAAUCCUUUUUUUUUACAUUGUACUUAAAGUCUUAUUAAAGUUGUCUAUUUAAAACAA